GCCAGGGUAGCCGCCUCACCGCCUCCGCGUCGUGGCUGCGCGCCGGUGGACCCCGCGAGUGCGUGACAGUGUGUGUGCGCGUGUGAGUGCGGAUUCGCGUCUGUGUGUUUUGGGGUGAUGAUGUGCGACGGACUGAGGACGUUUGCGACCCACCGGGGAGGCCCCCCGCGUCCGCCGCAGAGACUGUCGCCGCCACCGCCCACCCUCGUCGCCCUGCUGGUGCCGCUGCUGCUGGUGUUCCUGUCGCCGUCGUGUUCCGCGGCCGGGACGCCGCUGACGCUGUCGGAGGGCCGCGCCAUCCUGGACAAGUGGCGGCCCCUGGUGCACGGCGCGGUGGCGGUCAAACUGGGCGAGCUCAACUACCAGGCGUCCGUGCGGCUCUACUCCCCCGCCGCCAACCAGCACGUCUGCGGCGGCGCCGUCAUCAGCGCGUGGCACGUCCUCACGGCGGCCAGGUGCUUCUCGUACGGCGCGGCCCUCGCGCCCGAGGCCGUCUUCGUGGUGGCCGGCGCCGUCCGCCGGUCCGCGCUCAACGAGGGCGACGUGGAGACCGCCGUCAGGAAGGUGGUCAACAUCGCCAGGCACCCCGAGUUCAGCUCCAGGGAGCAGCGCCACGACCUCGCCCUGCUCACGCUGAGCACGGCCCUGCCAGUGGAGCGACUGGGGCGGGUGGGCGCCGUGCCGCUUCCAGUGGGGGGCAUCCGCGCGGACCUGGCCUCCACGUGCGUCGUCAGCGGCUGGGGCAACAACACGGCGCAGACGGCCCAGGACGCGGACGCGCUGCUGUCGGCCGAGGUGCCGUUCGUGGACAGGGAGAUGUGCCUGCAGAUGUUCGAGCCCCGCGUGCUGCCCAAGGGCGUCAUCUGCACAGCGCACCAGAAGGGCGGCGUCGGCGCCUGCGUGGGCGACACGGGCGGCCCGCUGGUCUGCAACGGCUUCCUGGCCGGGACGGUGUCCUGGGGCUCUGGCUGCGGGGCCAACGCGCGGCCCACGGUGUACACGAGCGUGGUGGACCACGUGGAGUGGGUGCGCGCGCAGAUGGCGUCUUUUGAAUACUAUUAA
This is a messenger RNA of Thrips palmi, 1062 nucleotides long. Its product is annotated as trypsin I-P1-like. Lineage: Eukaryota; Metazoa; Arthropoda; Insecta; Thysanoptera; Thripidae. The coding region runs from base 118 to 1062 and encodes 314 amino acids. The record is from RefSeq and is a predicted model, not a curated record. The transcript has 7 exons. Gene Ontology annotation, biological process: proteolysis. Gene Ontology annotation, molecular function: serine-type endopeptidase activity.